AGGCUCAGAACGGACCAGAAACGUCCUCUCCGCCACACUCCUCAUUCACUCGUUCACUCCAUCUUGCUCUCCUCCUCCUCUCCUCAUCUCUUUCUCCAUCGUUUACCGAAGACUUCAGGAUCCUCCAGCGACCCUCGCCAUGCGGACCCUUCUCCUGCCUCUCAUGGUGGCCUGCUGCCUCUGGGCAGCCCAGGGCCAGCAGCAGCCGCGCGGCAGCAUCUGGGAGGACCCCGUGACCUUCGCCACCAAGGACAAGGACGCCUGCGUCAUGCACGUGACGGGCUACGGGGACAUGACCAACCUGCGGGUGGCGUGCCAGGGCGGGCGCGGCGGCCGCUCGUACUGGUGCGACUACCGGGGCAAGCCGCAGCUCUGCCGCUCCUACAACAAGGACCCGCGCCACUACUUCACGCAGAUCAUGUGGGACCUGCGCAAGCUGAACAACGCCUGCUCGGGACCCACCGUCUUCAAGCCCCAGAUGUGCAAGAAGGCCUCCGACGAGACCCGCAUGGUGUUCAUCGCCGCCUCCGCCGACAACGCGGACCAGCAGGAGGAGACCACCAGAGGGGGGGCGCAGCAGAGGCCCUCCAGGCCCACCCAGAGCAGACCCACCGCCACCCGGCCGGCCAGGGUCCAGCCUUACAGACCCACCAGGCCCCAGCCCCCAGCCAGACCCACCAGACCCAACAUGGGCAAGACAGACCAGGGCAGGCCGGUGCCUGGCAGGAGGACCAACGGCAGCAGCAACAACAACCAGGGGCAGGGGAGAAGGCCCCCGACCAGACCGGCGCCCGCCUCCCCGACGCAGUCCACGGCAUCAAAGGAACAGGCCCGGAAGAUGGCCCAAGACUACUGCUGGAGGUCCCUCCAGGGAGUCUGUGCCUAUAUGAUUGGAAUGUUCCGCCGCAAUUAAGAACUAAUGAUUCUUGUUCCACUCGAAGAGGACUAGUGGGGGCUGUGUGUAUAUGGUGGACACCGCUGGGGUGCUUACUUCCCUCUGGCGGAGGCGACCAAACCUGACGGGCACGGAGUACCAAUAUCCACCAUCCACUUCACUCCAACACCACUGGAGACAUGUCUAGAAGAAAAAAACACAAACUGCCUUACCUCAUUAUUUUUUUUCUAGAGGCUUUCCACACAUUCUGCCCAGAUCGUGAAGUGGUACUACAGUAUUAUUUCAUUUUGCAAAAAAAGCAAAAUCGUUUCAGUAUUUCAGGGUGACUGUGGCAAAUGAGAGUGUUGACUCUACAAACCUGAUCAGCCCUUGCAACGGGGUAGAAGUUGGCAAAUACUUAUUUUAUGUAUCCACUUACUUUACCAUUGUAAAUAAAAGUGAUGACACGCAUGGGCUGGGUUUUGUAUCACUCUUUGUUGCAUUGCAAAGGGUACGAUGUGGGAGUUCAAAAGUUUGUCCCGUGAAUGUGCAGAAGUGCGUUCAUCACGGAUAAAAACGUGGUAGUCUUUGAUCAACGUUUUGCAAGUGUUACCACUGAUAAAUCAAUCGUAUCGAUGUAUACUUGUUGCUUGUUGUUUACGCAAUAAAUAAAUACAUGUGUUCUUA
This is a messenger RNA of Engraulis encrasicolus (European anchovy), 1561 nucleotides long. RefSeq names its product fibroblast growth factor binding protein 2a (gene fgfbp2a). The coding region runs from base 140 to 913 and encodes 257 amino acids. The record is from RefSeq and is a predicted model, not a curated record. The transcript has 2 exons. Gene Ontology annotation, biological process: cell-cell signaling. NCBI's taxonomy places the organism in Eukaryota, Metazoa, Chordata, Actinopteri, Clupeiformes, Engraulidae. Gene Ontology annotation, molecular function: growth factor binding.